Molecule: messenger RNA, 987 nt
Organism: Limanda limanda (common dab)
Lineage: Eukaryota; Metazoa; Chordata; Actinopteri; Pleuronectiformes; Pleuronectidae
Gene: jam2b
Product: junctional adhesion molecule 2b
Exons: 10
Coding region: 1-867 (288 amino acids)
Biological process (GO): leukocyte tethering or rolling
Cellular component (GO): cell surface; tight junction; protein complex involved in cell adhesion
Source: RefSeq, a predicted model, not a curated record
AUGUGGCUGCUGCCGCUUCUCAUCCCUUUACUCUGCAGUCCUGUGUGCCUGUCUGUGACAGUGAGCAGCAGUAAAUCCAAUGUAGAGGUCCACGAGCACACAGAUGCUCUGCUGUCCUGUGAGUUCAAGACAGAGACGGAACAAAACCCUCGGAUUGAGUGGAAGAAGAGAGGAAAGAGCGUGUCAUACGUGUACUUUGAUAAAAGAUUUAUUGGGCCUUACACGGGACGGGCCACUAUAGAUGGAGCUACGCUGAUGUUACACGCGGUCACUCAGAAAGACUCGGGCGAGUAUCGCUGUGAGGUGACCGCCCUCAACGAUCACGUCAAACUGGGAGAGACGUCUGUAACCCUCAAUGUGCUGGUACCUCCUCAUGUGCCGUCCUGUGCGGUGCCGAGCUCCAUGUUCGUGGGCUCAGACCUGGAGCUGCUCUGUAAGGACAAACUGAGCGUUCCUCCUGCCACCUACCGCUGGUACAAAGACAACAAGGCCCUGACAGCCACAGCCGACACGUCAUACGGAAUCGACACCCACACAGGCACACUGAAGUUUAAGAGUGUGUCCAAAACAGACACAGGGAUGUACCGCUGUGAGUCCUCCAACAAUGCGGGGGCGCCCAAGAGCUGUGUGGCCCAACAACUCAACGUUAAUGACUAUCCCUUGAAUAUGACAGUUUUGAUAGCAGGUGCUGCAGCUUUUGUGACGCUCGUCGUCUUCUGCUGCAUCUGUGUGUGUGUGUGUCGACGCCGAGGCUGCUGCAGGAAAGAAAAAAGUAUAAAAAGCAACAACUCCUACAACCCAGCGCCUCCUCCUCCUCCCUGCCGCAACCUCAAGCAUUACAAACAAACUCAGUCCUUCAUGAUCUGAGGGUGAAACACUGAGUCGGACUUCAGGUCAUCCAGAGUCAGAAGUGCUUCAUUAAUGUCCGGCACAACUUGCUUUUGGACGUCUGCUCUCUGCUGCCUUGAACUCACACACAUACACAGU